AUGGCGAUGAUGAUGACUGGCCGUGUGCUGCUGGUGUGUGCCCUCUGCGUGCUGUGGUGCAGUAGUGCGGUGCAGGCAGCCGAUGGUCUUAUUAGUGACGGAAGUCUUGAGGGUGAGAAUAUGGUUUUAACUUGGUAUCCUGUGAACAAUAAGACAUGCGAGGAAAGAAGUACGAAUGGAGGAAAGUUGGAUGAGUCAGCGUUUAAGAGCUGUAUGCAUGAAUUGAUGAAUGAGGUUUGUGAAGCUUAUUACAGUAUGAAGUCGAGUGAAUCUCAUGUUACUGAAGCUGACAGUAUUUGUGGGAAAUACACUGGCGAUCCAAGUGAGGAGGACGUUCAAACCUCAACACCGCAAGAACAACCGUCGCCUGAAGUGGAAACACCGGUGGCAUCCCAAACUCCAGAAACCUCAAAGGUCGAAGCAGCAGAAAUGGGAUCACCACCGGGGGUGCCAGCGGGUGAUUCACCAGCAAAUCCAACAGAAGGGCCGCAAUCAACCUCAGAUGCCACCGAUACUGCAAACAAUGAGGCCGAAAAAAGCAGUACAGAGGUGAUGCCGAAGAAUGCACCGGAAUCCAACGCCACAAGGAAAGAAGAAGAAAAACGAAAUGAAAAGAACCACAGUAACACGAAGGAAACACCAGUCGACGCCGAGGCAAAGAAAAAUAACACGAAGACUACCGACAGUGACGGCAGCACCGCAGUCUCCCACACCACCUCCCCUCUUUUGCCUCUUCUUGUUGCGUGUGCGGCUGCGGCUGCGGUGGUGGCCGCGUGA
Messenger RNA from Trypanosoma cruzi, 777 nucleotides. RefSeq names its product mucin-associated surface protein (MASP), putative. The record is from RefSeq and is a predicted model, not a curated record. Lineage: Eukaryota; Euglenozoa; Kinetoplastea; Trypanosomatida; Trypanosomatidae. The coding region runs from base 1 to 777 and encodes 258 amino acids. The transcript has a single exon.